Molecule: messenger RNA, 1239 nt
Organism: Coffea arabica (coffee)
Lineage: Eukaryota; Viridiplantae; Streptophyta; Magnoliopsida; Gentianales; Rubiaceae
Product: 14-3-3-like protein B
Source: RefSeq, a predicted model, not a curated record
UCCUCUCGUUCCUCCAUUCAAAUACACAGAAACCAGACCCCCAGUCCUCAAUCCUCCAUCCCAUCUGAAACUGAAGAAAGGAACCCAAAUCUCAAAUCUCCCCGUUUCCACAAACCCACAAAAGGGAGAAGGAGGAAAAAAAAAAAAGGUACCAUGGCAGCAAUAACGGCGCGUGAGGAGAACGUAUACAUGGCAAAACUGGCCGAGCAAGCCGAGCGGUACGAGGAAAUGGUGGAAUUCAUGGAAAAGGUCUCCAAAUCCUUGGGAGAAAACGAGGAGUUAACGGUGGAGGAAAGGAACCUGCUCUCAGUUGCCUACAAGAACGUUAUUGGGGCCCGUAGGGCUUCAUGGAGGAUAAUUUCAUCAAUUGAGCAGAAGGAAGAAUCAAGAGGGAAUGAGGAUCAUGUGAACACUAUCAAGGAGUACAGAUCCAAGAUUGAGGCCGAGUUGUCAUCAAUCUGUGAUGGGAUCUUGAAGCUUCUUGAUUCUAAGCUGAUCCCAUCAGCAUCUGCUGGAGAUUCUAAGGUUUUCUAUUUGAAGAUGAAGGGGGAUUAUCAUAGGUAUCUUGCUGAGUUCAAGACUGGUGCUGAAAGGAAAGAGGCUGCUGAAAGCACCCUUACUGCCUAUAAGGCUGCUCAGGAUAUUGCAAACACAGAACUUGCCCCGACUCAUCCUAUCCGGCUUGGACUGGCUCUAAACUUCUCCGUCUUCUACUAUGAGAUUUUGAACUCUCCAGAUCGUGCUUGUAAUCUAGCAAAGCAGGCCUUUGAUGAAGCAAUUGCUGAGUUGGAUACCCUAGGGGAGGAGUCAUACAAGGACAGCACCCUGAUUAUGCAACUCUUGCGGGAUAACCUUACCCUGUGGACAUCUGACAUGCAGGAUGAUGGAGCUGAUGAGAUCAAGGAAGCUCCCAAGGCUGAUAAUGAACAACAGUGAGGAUGUUUGCUCUCUGAUUGGGGUUUCACUUCUCGUCUGGUGGUUUUUAUUCGGAGAAGUUACCUAUUCUGAUCGUCGUGCCUUUCUUUUUCCCCACCCCUUUUACCAGUCUGGCUUUAUUUUAGGUGUUCGCAAUUGUGUUAUUGAACCUCCUUUAAUGUAUCCAUUUCGUCUUCAGUUUAGCGUUCUCCGGAUCUUAUUGGCUUUUAGCUAUGUCAUGGAAAGGUGGAAAGGAAAAGGCUUUUUUAUAUGUUUUACAUCUCUUUGUACUUAAUUAAGUUGUGAAUGACCAAGAUUGAAUAA